Stylophora pistillata is the source of this 1624-nucleotide messenger RNA. RefSeq names its product F-box/LRR-repeat protein 6-like. NCBI's taxonomy places the organism in Eukaryota, Metazoa, Cnidaria, Anthozoa, Scleractinia, Pocilloporidae. Gene Ontology annotation, cellular component: SCF ubiquitin ligase complex. Gene Ontology annotation, biological process: SCF-dependent proteasomal ubiquitin-dependent protein catabolic process. The record is from RefSeq and is a predicted model, not a curated record. Gene Ontology annotation, molecular function: protein binding.
CCAUGGCUCCACCGUCUAACUAAGCGAUUAGGAAAUCAGUUGGAGGAGCUUUGCCUAAUGAACUGCAGUCGGCUGGGAGGCGAACAAGUUCUUCCUAUAAUACAGGAGCGUUGUCCUGUCUUGACUGCUCUCGAUUUAACUGGUACUAAUAUCAGAAAACUAAAUGUAGAAAAGCUGCAGGCUGGUUGUCCAAAGCUUAAAGAACUGUUCCUGGCCAACCUACUCCUUCACUCGACUCCUAUAAGCACUGACGUGGAACAGAAUGGGUUUCCCCAUCUGGAGACACUUUGCCUGGCCUGUGGUUCUAUCGCAGGGGUUCCAAGGACUGAUCGCUUUUUGUUCAGGCUCUUGAGAACCUCGACUAAUCUAAAAAAGUUAGACGUGAGAGGAUUACAGAGAAUCAGCCCUGAAGGUUUACAGGGAUUACCAAUAACUUCUCUUGAAGAGUUGUAUUUCUCGGACACACACGCUUCAUUUGUUCUGAUGUCAGUUGUGAUCGAAAAGUGGCAUCAUAGUUUGGAGAUUUUGGAUAUUUCUUCCAACAGUGGUGUUAGUGACGAAUCUAUGGUUCUCAUGAAAAACUUUGGAAUGCCCAGGCUGUUCAAUUUAGAUCUCGGUAGCACAAAUCUUACAGCCGAAGGUGUGAGAAAAGCUCUAAAUGCCAGCCCAAGACUCAAGCAUUUAAAUUUGACGUCAUGCCGUGGAGUUCCUAGAGGUCUGAAACAGUGGCAUGGUGGAGCAAAAAUUCAAAAUUUGAUCUCUACAUUGGAGGAGCUGGAGUCUGGGGCGAACGGUGAACGACGACGAAGUGAAUGAAAAAGGAUAGUGCACUACGGGAAUAGAGCGAGUAGAUAGUGUGGUCUCUGUUGGAAACACAUAACUCUGCGGUGAUCGAACGUAGCGCAGUCGCUGUCAAAAAAGUGGUUGAGAUUAAGGACACAAAGGGCUUGCACCAAAAUAUUUGCCUCUAACGGUUAACUCACUACCAAGUUUGAAUACAUUUUUCUAAUCUUUGCCAUCAGCGAAAACGUAUAGAAAAAAGGAAAUAAUUUUCCGAGUCCAUGGAAAGACCCUUUGCCCUUUCACUUCUGUGGUCAUUCGCUCCUGCCCUGCGUGUUUUCAACCACCACUAAUCGCGCAUGCUCAUUCACGCCGAUCAACAGGAAAAUUUUGAAUCUAAAAGAAAGUCUUGUUCAGUCGUAUCCCGCUUUUUUUUUUUUUAAUUUUUACCUAAAAGUAAAUCUUCAUCUUCUGUUCAUAUGUGCUUCUAACUACAAAGUGAUUAUAGAAACCACGAAGCAAUUUAUUGAUCAAUUUAUAUCAGGUUUCUAGAUUGUCGAGACGAUCCAUUAAACAUUUCCUUGCUCAACAUUUAACUAAAAAUCGAUCUCUAAACGGCGUUAGCUGCUGUUCACAUGUGAAUGCUGCGGGCAACAAUAAAGAAUCGCUGAAAAUUUUGGUAGAUCUUGGCAGCGUAACGAUGUUAAAAGACAACCCUAUUUCCGCAUAAAGGGGGUAGGUUUGACGAAACUGUGGUGCUGCGUCAGUCAGGUAAUCAAGGCACGCGGAGCGGAUUUUCAAGUGGGGGGGCUAAUGCGAACGCGUUAGAGUGAGCCAACUAGGA